This is a messenger RNA of Jaculus jaculus (lesser Egyptian jerboa), 1848 nucleotides long. It is a transcript of the gene Neil2, whose product is annotated as nei like DNA glycosylase 2. The transcript has 5 exons. Gene Ontology annotation, biological process: base-excision repair. Gene Ontology annotation, cellular component: nucleus. Gene Ontology annotation, molecular function: DNA N-glycosylase activity; zinc ion binding; DNA-(apurinic or apyrimidinic site) endonuclease activity. Bases 76 to 1074 code for a protein of 332 amino acids. The record is from RefSeq and is a predicted model, not a curated record. Lineage: Eukaryota; Metazoa; Chordata; Mammalia; Rodentia; Dipodidae.
GUCGCGGUCGUUUCGGCCCUCGCGGGAGGCGGCGCGGGCCCCACGACCCGCCUCGGUACCUGGAUCCCCGCAGAGAUGCCAGAAGGACCAUCUGUGCGAAAGUUUCACCAUCUCGUCUCUCCCUUUGUGGGCCAGCAGGUGGUCAAGACAGGGGGCAGCAGUAAGAAGCUACCCCCUGCCACCCUUCAGUCUCUGUGGUUCCAGGACGCCCAGGUGCAUGGAAAGAAAUUAUUCCUUCAGUUUGAUCCAGAUGAAGAAAUGGCACUGCCUGGCAGCAAUCCCCUGGCAGAGCUUGUAGGAGAAGGAAAGCUGGAGAAAGAGGCCAUGGGUCCAGAGCCCACCUUGGGACCCAGCACUCAGGAACCCUCUGCUGGAUCCCAGUGUGUAGAGCUUGUGUCUGGGGACUCCAGUGGACAAAGGGGACACAGCCCUGCAGCAGGUGCUCAGAGAUGGCUGGAGAUCAGGUUUGGUUUGUUCGGUAGCAUCUGGGUGAACAACUUCUCAAGAGCAAAGAAAGCCAACAAGAGAGGUGACUGGAGCGACCCUGUGCCCAGGUUGGUCCUGUACUUUGGUGGAGGUGACUUCCUAGCAUUUUAUAAUUGCCAGUUGUCUUGGAGCCCACCUCCAGUGGUUGAACCUACCUGUGACAUACUGUCUGAAAAAUUCCACCGAGGACAAGCCUUGGAGGCUCUGGGCCAGGCUCAGCCUGUGUGCUACACGCUGUUGGACCAAAGAUACUUCUCAGGAUUAGGGAACAUCAUUAAGAAUGAAGCCUUGUACCGAGCCAGGAUCCAUCCCCUCUCUCUGGGCUCGCUCCUGAGUUCUUCCCAUCUGGAGACCCUUGUAGAUCAGGUGGUGAAGUUCAGUACAGACUGGCUUCAGGGCAAGUUCCAGGGCAAGGGGUGGCACAAGCAGAUAUACCAGAAGGAGCAGUGUCCUGCUGGGCACCAGGUCAUGAAGGAGGCGUUGGGGCCAACAGGGGGGUUCCAGAGGCUCACCUGGUGGUGCCCUGAGUGCCAGCCUCGGCUGCCACAGGAGGAGCCACAGAAGCUCCAGAACUCCGAAGGCACCUAGUCAUCUUCACAGGGCUUGUGUUUGGGGAAGUGCCCCUGUCCAGAGAGGAGGGUGCAGGCAGCAGUUGGGAGAGAGCGGGUUGGAGGUGUGGGUGGUGUUGGCAUUUUUUCUCACCAGAGUGUCUCAGGCACAGCGUCCACAGAGGCUGGUCUUUUCCUUUUCUAGUUCAAUGGGUUCUUACUAUGUAAACCUGUGGUGGUGUGAAAAUCUUAACGUGGGAAAACCAGCUGAAACAGUGGUGAGGUUGUGCGUGCCUCUGGGGAAAGGUUGGGGUGUGCUGCCAAGGCUGCUUUGCAAGUGUUCUGCUAUGCUGUGUUUUCAAAACUUUUUUUUUUUUUUCUUUCUAGAUAGGGUCUUAGUCUAGCCCAGGCUGGCCUGGAAUUCACUUGGUAGUGUCAGGAUGGCCUUGAACUCUUGGUGAUCCUACUACCUCUGCCUCCCAAGGGCUGGGAUUAAAGGCAUGCACCACCAAGCCCAGCUUUUUUUUUUUUUUUUAGAGGCCCUUCAUUUUCUUUCUUACUUCCUGGGACAGACCAGCAUGGGUGCAGAGCAAGCAGGAAGGUGGUGCUGGUCAGCCUCCUGCCUGGCACCUUGCCAUUGGUUUGAGACUUCAGGGUGAGCUGGAAGGUGUACCCAGUGGUCAGUGAAAAGAAGCCAAUACUGUACUCUUAAACUGGUGUAUUUGUGACUGUUAAGUAACUCAGGUAGCUAAGGGUAGCUACAUGAAACUGGAACAGCCACGUGAAAAUAAAACCAUUAUGUCCAUCAUCUUCA